Messenger RNA from Peronospora matthiolae, 318 nucleotides. The record is from the annotation of a GenBank genome assembly. Lineage: Eukaryota; Oomycota; Peronosporomycetes; Peronosporales; Peronosporaceae.
AUGGCGAUUGCAAUCCAAACACCAGAGGAGUUUCACGCCGCUAUUGGCGAGAAGCAGCUGACGGUUGUGCAGUUUUCGGCACCGUGGUGCGGCGGGUGCAAGAUGGUGGCGCCCAAGGUGACCAAGUUAAUGGAGUCGGAGUUUUCUCAUGUCAAGUUUCUCAAAGUGAGUGCAGAAGAGCUCGAAGAGUUCUGCGAAGAGAUCGAUGUCGACAGCUUUCCGACGUUCCGCGUGUACAAGAAUGGCGAAGUAGCGGCGUCGUACGUGAGCUCGAAAUUCGAGAAAGCCGAGGAGUUCAUUCGUAACAAUGCGCAAUAA